Plasmopara halstedii is the source of this 675-nucleotide messenger RNA. RefSeq names its product mediator of rna polymerase ii transcription subunit 20. Bases 1 to 675 code for a protein of 224 amino acids. The record is from RefSeq and is a predicted model, not a curated record. The transcript is spliced from 4 exons. Lineage: Eukaryota; Oomycota; Peronosporomycetes; Peronosporales; Peronosporaceae. Gene Ontology annotation, cellular component: mediator complex. Gene Ontology annotation, molecular function: transcription coactivator activity. Gene Ontology annotation, biological process: regulation of transcription by RNA polymerase II.
AUGACAGGCAUGACCAGAGUGGUGAUCAUUCAGGAUGUCAACAUAACGCAGAAGUAUCAGGAAUUGCUGCGCAAGCUUGAGACUAUGGGCGGCGAGAAGGUCGGACGGCAUGUGGUGCACUGUCGUCUGUUCAAUCGAAAGACGCUUACAAAUGGAUAUAUGAACCAGCGCAUGUUCAUGCUGAGGAUGUCACAAAUCGACGAUUUGGUGUACGCAGUCCUUGCCAAUGAGAAGGCACACACUCUAGCACCUAGCGACAAUGGAAUUGAGGGGCUAAUGGAAGAUUGCUCUCUGCUAGAGUGUGGGCUUGAUGGAGCUAAUAUUUUUCAACAAGUUGAGAUCUACGCCUUUAAAUCGGAUGGGCAGUUUGAGGGAACACAGUAUGUGUUAGGCGACUUUGUGGUGAGCGUAUGCACGUUCAUGUCCCGAAACAAUCUUCCGCGAGGUCUCGUCAUUGAGGUACAGUACUCGCCGUGCUACACAGUGUCGCAUAUAGAUAUGCUGAUCGACGAGUUCCUAAGCAACUUUGUCUCGCAUGAUCACCUACGCAAGCCUGUUGAGAACAUGCCGGCACUUUUUGACAAAAUAGGACUAUCCAACAGCGAGUACAGCCUUAAGCACACUGCACUGCAAUACGUCGCCGCAUUUAACAUUUUGCGCAAGUUUGAAAAAUGA